Penaeus indicus is the source of this 2163-nucleotide messenger RNA. RefSeq names its product kalirin-like. Gene Ontology annotation, cellular component: cytoplasm; extrinsic component of membrane. The transcript is spliced from 15 exons. Gene Ontology annotation, biological process: axon guidance. NCBI's taxonomy places the organism in Eukaryota, Metazoa, Arthropoda, Malacostraca, Decapoda, Penaeidae. Gene Ontology annotation, molecular function: protein binding; guanyl-nucleotide exchange factor activity. The annotation marks the transcript as partial. The record is from RefSeq and is a predicted model, not a curated record.
CGAAGCGCAUGGACGGGCUGCGUGCCGUGGACGUGAUGACGGUCCUGCACGAGAAGGUGGCGUACCUGUCCGGGGGGCGCGACCAGAGAUCCGGUCCCAUCCUAACCUUUCCUGCCAGUACCCGCAGGGAACGUCUCAAGCAUGACGACUACCGUCCCUUAAUCCAGUACCUCAUGCAGAUACCGAGUGACGAAGUACGUGAAAUAGGCUUCACAGUGAUAAUUGACAUGCGGGGAUCCACCUGGAACACGGUCAAACCCAUCCUGAAGGAGCUCCACGAAAGCUUUGCGCAACAUAUUUAUAUAGUCCAUAUAGUCAAGCCAGACAACUUCUGGCAAAAGCAACGAACCAGUAUAGGAAGUCAUAAGUACAAGACAAAUUUAAUCAGCGUGGAAACUUUAGCCAAAACGAUAGACCCGAGCCAGCUGACGAGCGACUUCGAAGGCACGCUCCCUUACGACCACAACACGUGGAUUGAACUGCGGUUAGCGAUCGAGGACUUCACGUGGCAGGCCAAUGAGCUCGUCGACCAGCUGGAGGAUGUCAGGGACGAGCUUCAGCAGAGCGACUUCGCGGACGACGUCAGCGGCGCCAAGCGGGCCAUCGAGCGACACAAAGAGAUGCAUCAGAAAGUUACCGGUAGUUUAGUGCACGACUUGGAUAUGCUGGGUCAGAGACUUUUACAAAGAUUAAACUGUGAUGAAGGCAACGGCUACGACUCGGGAUAUUCCGGCCGAGACAGCGCGUCCAGCCUGAUACUCAACAAUCCCGAUUUCCAAAACAGUAUUCCACAGAUUCUAAAUUUGACGGAGUCGGUCCACCAGGCGCAGCAGCACGUUCAGCAGCUGUGGCAGCACAAGAAGAUGAGGCUUGACCAGUGCUUCCAGCUCAGACUCUUUGAACAGGACGUCGAGAAGAUGUUUGAUUGGGUGUACCACAACCGUGAAGAGUUCCUAGUCAACUACGUAGAAAUAGGUCAUUCUUACCAAGUAUCCAAAGAUCUUCAGGAGGCUCAUUCUCAAUUCACCGUUGCCUGUCAGAAAGUGUAUAUGAACAUCAAUAGAAUACUUAGUGUGGCAUCAAGACUCAUGGAAAGUGGUCACUAUGCAGCCCAACACAUCGGCAAUGUAGCGUCUAAACUGGAUCAGGUUUGGAAAGAAUUUGCUGCAGGUCUGGAUGAAAGAUCAUCUGUGUUAGCUCUCUCGGUCAUGUUUCACCAGAAAGCAGAACAGUAUAUUGAAAGUGUGCCAACAUGGGUCGACAACUGCAAACUGACGGCAUUACCUUCCGACAUCCAUACAUUGGAAUCCUCAAUCCACCACCACCAGUCACUCUAUGAGACCAUGUGCCAGGCAUACACCGAGGUUCACAGUACCAGCAAGAAACUCCUCUACCAGCUAGACCACCUGGUGCAAAUUUGUAGCCAGCUGAGGCGCGAUGGCCAAAUGCGCAGCAAGCACAAGAAGCCCCGGGGAAAGCCAUCAGCCUAUUCUGUGACGCCCGACGGCAAGGUGGUGUAUCGAGGGGGACCACAGCAGCAACGUGGCCCGGGGACGAGUGGAAAUCCAGCCGCCGAUUACUCUGAAGGUGCUAGUCAUGUCCUGGCGGUCAUUCAUGAAAUCUUGGCACACCACCGAGCUGUGGAGCAGAGGUGGUCAGCCAAGAAGCUCAAGCUACACCAAAGAUUGGCACUCAGGCUGUUUCAGGAAGAUGUCAAGCAGGUGCUGGAUUGGUUGCAGACCCAUGGCGAGGUAUUCUUGCGGAAAAACCCUGGCAUUGGACGUAACAUUGCAAAAGCCAGAAUGUAUCAGAAGAGUCAUGAGCACUUUGAAAACGUUGCCCAGAAUACUUACACGAAUGCAGAGAAAUUGUUGCAAGCAGCAGAAGAGCUUGCACAUACAGGAGAAUGCAAUCCGGAAGAGAUAUAUAGUGUGGCCCAAACACUUGACUCACACAUUGCCAGCUUUGCAGCAAGGGUCCAGCAGCGACAUCGGCUGCUCAACAUGGCUGUCUUGUUUUAUACUCAUGAGAAGGAGCUUUUAUCAUGGCUGGAGGAGCUGAGUACAGAACUAGAGAGUGAAGAAGGUGUUGACGAGUCUGCAGAUUCGGUGGAGGCUUCUGAAAGGAUGUUGGCUCAGAUGACCACACAGCAAGACUCCACUC